This is a messenger RNA of Chaetura pelagica (chimney swift), 2391 nucleotides long. RefSeq names its product G-protein coupled receptor 56-like. Gene Ontology annotation, biological process: cell surface receptor signaling pathway; adenylate cyclase-activating G protein-coupled receptor signaling pathway. Gene Ontology annotation, molecular function: heparin binding; G protein-coupled receptor activity. Gene Ontology annotation, cellular component: membrane. Lineage: Eukaryota; Metazoa; Chordata; Aves; Apodiformes; Apodidae. The record is from RefSeq and is a predicted model, not a curated record.
AUGAAGGUCUUCCUUCUGUUCCUUCUCUCCCCCCUCCAAGGGGUGGGAUCCAGCAGCCGCUGGGACCAUGACUUCAGCUUCUGCGGGGACCGGAAUCAGACCCAGGACAGCUCUGUCAUCUAUGAGCACGGCCCGGCCACCAUCUCUAUCGAGAACACAGCCCAGGCGCUGAUAAUCAAAAGGCCCUUUUCACCGAGCAGGAGGAACUCUUACUACAAGUACAUCUUGCCCUCGGCCUUGGGCAGGUACCGCUUCUGCAUCUACUGGUUCCAGGCCAACAGGACCCUGCAACUGGCCUAUGGGAAGCAGAGCUUCGUCCUGGGUGGAAACCCUGCCAGAAGCAUCCCCCAAGGCAAGGAGAGCCAGGAGACCAGAAGAACCAGCAGCCCGAUCUUCAAUGUCUCCUACACCUCAACGGGUGGGAAGAACACCUCCCUUGACAGCACAUCUCAGUACUUCUUCCCUGCGUCUCCUGAGAACCUGCCUGUCUGGGAUCAGGAUGUGGAGGAGCAGCUCACCACCUUGGACAGCCUCAUUGCCCAUCCCUUGGAGCCAGAAGCCAGGGACCAGUGGGUGUUUCGGCGCAAACUUGGGGAGCUGGAGAAGACACUGGCCAAGGUGGAGCUUGAAGGGCAGAACCAGACCUUCGGGAAGGGCACUGUGCAAGCCACCGUCCUGAGGGUCCAGCCCACUCCAGCUCCCCAGCACCUGGCCUUUGCUUCCCAAAGAGAGAAAGGUGGAGAUGGUUUCGCUGUGGACCUGCCUAGCAGCCUGUUCAUGAUGGCAAAGGAGAGGGAGGACAUGGUGGAGCACAGGGUGCUCCUUAUGGACAUCAACAGCCAGACCAUGUUCCAGGAUGAAAACAGCAGCCACAUCCUGGGUGACAAGGUGGUUGGAAUCUCCCUGGUGGACACAGUGGUGGCCAACCUCUCUGAUCCAGUGGUCCUCACUUUCUUCCACCGCCAGCUGCCGAGGAAUGUGACCCCACUGUGUGUCUUCUGGCAGGAGGACACCACUGGCAGUUUGGGGAGCUGGGACACCUAUGGCUGUGUGACAGCACCGGGAAGCAGCUGGACGGACUGCAGGUGCAACCACCUCACCUACUUUGCCGUGCUAAUGGUGUCCUCCCCAGAGAUCACUUAUGUACACAGGGACUACCUGAGCAUCAUAACCUACAUUGGCUGCCUGAUCUCAGCUUUGGCAUCCAUUUGCACCAUCCUCUUCCUCUACUUCAGAAGCAAGCAGCGAGACCAGAUCACGAGCAUGCACAUCCACAUGAAUCUGCUGGGCGCCAUCUUCCUCCUGGAUGUCACCUUCCUCAUCUCUGAGCACCUGGCUUCCAGCAGCAGUGAGGCAAUCUGCAGAGCUGGGGGGGUGUUCCUGCACUUUUCCCUCCUCAGCUGCCUCACCUGGAUGGGCAUUGAGGGCUACAAUCUCUACCGGCUUGUGGUCGAAGUCUUCAAUGCCUACCAUGACCACUUCCUCCUCAAGCUCUGCCUGGUGGGCUGGGGACUUCCCUUCCUCUGUGUGUCACUGAUCCUCCUGGCGAGCUGGACAAACUAUGGCCCUUUCUCCAUUCCUGUCUAUGAAUCCAUUGGUGGCAAAUCCACCAAUGCAACCAUAUGCUGGAUCACGAGCCCCCUGAUCCAUAACAUUGUGAACCUGGGAUUCUUCAGCCUGGUAUUCCUCUUUAACUCAGUCAUGCUGGGAGCCAUGGUCCGGGAGAUCCUCCGGCAGAACAAGAAAGGCCACAAGCUCAAGCACGUCCUAGCUCUCUUUGGGCUGAGCAUCCUACUGGGCAUCCCCUGGGCAUUGGUCUUCUUCUCCUUCACCUCUGGAGUUUUCCGCCUCGUUUCUCUCUAUAUCUUUACCAUUGUCAACUCCCUGCAAGGUUUCCUCAUCUUCCUCUGGUACUGGACCAUGGUGCUGCAGGCCAGAAAGCCCUCUGACUCGCAGAGCAACUCCGACAGUGUCAAACUGCAGCCCAACAGCAGCCAGGGGGUGAUGCGUGGGGACUGCGAGGCCUGGAAGGUGGCCCUGGUGGCAGUGAGGCUCUUCUGCCUGCUGGGAGCCACCUGGGCCCUGUGGUUCCUUACCCAUGGCACCCCUGCUCUACUUCUUCACCUUAUCCUCAGCUCCCUCCAAGGUCAGGGCCACUCGUCUGAACUGUGGGGAGACCCUCCUGCAGGAUCAGGAGAGUCUUCAUAUUCAUCUGGCUGGUUGUCCUCUACUACCUGAAGACAAAGGAGAUCACUCGCUCCCUCUCCCACAUCAUCAGAUACAACAAAACCACCACAACCAGGGCCAAGACCUUUGGGCAAGGAUCUGCUGGACAACCCUCAUGAGAAACACCUAGCAACAAUUUCCACGAGGACAUGGAGCUUCAGCUGA